AUGAGCACGGCACUUCGCUACGACAACGAUGACGAUGAGCAGGGCCUCUUUACAAACCAAUCCACCGUGAUGGCCAACUUCGAAGAAUGGAUCAAGAUGGCCACGGAUAACAAGAUCAACUCGAGAAAUAGUUGGAAUUUCGCCCUGAUUGACUAUUUUUACGACCUGAAUGUGCUAAGGGAUGCCGAGAAUAAUAUCAAUUUUCAAAAGGCUUCCGCUACGUUGGAUGGUUGUGUUAAGAUUUACUCUUCGAGGGUGGAUUCAGUUACCAAUGAGACCGGUAAGUUGUUGAGUGGGCUGGCACAGAAAAAACCUAAACAGGGCAAUAAUAAGGAUCCCAAUGGUGAAGAUGGUACUGAAGAGGAAGGCCAAGAGGGAGAGGAAAAUCAAGAAGAUGAAGAUGCGGAGGGGAACGAUAGUGUUAGAAUUGAUCCAUUGACGGGGCUCCCGAUUGGUAAAGAUGACGAUCAUAAUGCAAGGAGAAGAAAUUACAAUAGAGUCCUAGAGACUACAUUGGUGGAGUUUGAUACCAUUAAGAUGAAGGAAUUAGACGAGGAAUUAAAUAUCGAUCCCUUAUUUAAGAAGGCACUUAUUGAUUUUGAUGAAGGUGGCGCCAAGAGUUUGCUAUUAAAUACAUUGAAUAUCGAUGAUUCUGCCAGAGUAGUGUUUGAUGCGUCAAUUACCGAUCAAAGCAAACCGGAACACUUACUCCAAGACAUACCCGAGGAAGAAGAAGAAGAAGAAGAAGAAGAAGAAGAAGAAGAAGAAGACCCGAUCGAAGAUUCAUCUAUACAACAUUCUCGCAAUGAAUUGCAAAUUAAUACCAAUUUAACAGAUAUGGCUUUUGAGUCCAUGGAUAAAUACGCCAUUGAAGAUGAAAUUCUUGCCCUGGGGAUGGAUUUUAUAAAUUUUAAUCAGAUCUCCGUAUGUGAAAUAUCCUCUUCCAUUCAACAACUUCGGAACGUGGUGGAUGACAUCAACAAGGCAAAAUCAUUUAUUGAUAGUGUGAAUAGUAAAUUUGACAAUUUCUUAACUGAUCAAGAAUUGAAAGAUGUGAUACCUGAUGCAAGUUUAAACAUGAACGAUGGUGUAGAUGAUUUUGAUACAGGUAUUGGGCAAGAACUAGAUUACUCUAUGCAGCAAGAGGAAGAUCAUAUGCUUGGUGAAGAUGAUGUUCAUGGUGAGGAAAAUGCAGAUGAAUUGGAUGGAGAUGAGAACAUUGCAACAGCAGCAGCUAAUAGUAUAUUUGAGCAAGAUUUAAUGGCAUAUUUUGAUGAAAGUCUAAAGAAGAAUUGGCGUGGUAGAGAACAUUGGAAAGUUCGUAAUUUUAAAAAGAGUAAUCUACCUAAGAGUUUGGAAGAAACAGCGACGACAACGACGACUAGUAAUGAUUCCAGCAAUUUGCAAACAUCUAGUAAUGAUAAUACUGUUAAGCCACCCACAAAGAAACAAGCGUUUGAGAUUGAUUUUUUCAGUAAUGAUGAUUCCUUAGAAGAGAUGGUAUUUGCCCCAAAGAAAAAAGCUCAUAUUGAUAUGAGAUUAAAGGACCGUGAAGACGCAUCACAUUAUUUAUUGCCAGAUGAUUAUCAUUUCUCAACGGAUAAGAUAACAAGAUUAUUUAUUAAGCCAGGUCAAAAAAUGAGUCUAUUUAGACCAAAGAAGAGUAGUAAAGAUGGUGCAAGUUCAUCAUUAAGAUACAAUACUUCCAACCAUCUUAACGGCGAUGCCUCAAAUAAAUCCAACAAUGGCGGAGCAGAAAUUGCUGACGAACAGUUUUGGGCUGACAAUUAUGAGAAGAGGGAAGAAAACCAUGCAAAUGACGAUAAUGACGAAGACGGUGACGUUAGGGAACUAGAAAUGGAUAAUCCAUUUGAUGAUGGUAUUGAUUUCAACCAGGCAUUUGAAGAUAAUGACGAUGAUGAAAAUGCAGAUGAUGUGGGACAUUCGCCUCCGUCAAUUAAUGAAGAGAACGAUAAAUUUCUACCGAAGGACAAUAAGAUUAAUUAUUCUCGAGUUGCCAAACGUGUUGAUGUGCGUAGAUUGAAAAAGAAUAUAUGGAAUUCCAUCCAAAUGCUAGUUGCCAAACGGAAGGAGGAGGAGAAGGAAAAUGAAGAUACAAAUGUUAUUAAUUUCAAGUUCACCGAGAUAUCGCAAGAGAUAAGUGGGAAAUAUUCUAAGGAUACUGUGAAGGAUAUUUCAACUAGUUUCUGCUUUAUUUGUUUAUUACAUCUCGCCAACGAGCAUGGGUUGCAGAUCCAUAACACGGACAAUUUUGAAGAUCUGGUUGUUACCUAUCAAGUUCCUAGUGCUGUUACAGCUCAAUAG
Molecule: messenger RNA, 2325 nt
Organism: Naumovozyma castellii
Lineage: Eukaryota; Fungi; Ascomycota; Saccharomycetes; Saccharomycetales; Saccharomycetaceae
Gene: BRN1
Product: condensin subunit BRN1
Exons: 1
Coding region: 1-2325 (774 amino acids)
Source: RefSeq, a predicted model, not a curated record